CUCACACCCCAGUCACUGGUUCCUGUGAAUAUGAAUUACUGAAUCAAGCUGGGGAGGUCAAAAUGUGUCUUAUAUUGAAGGUGUUGUAAACUUUUAUUAGCUUAGAAGAAAACUUCAAGAGUUCUUGAGAGAUGGCUUUGGAGACAUGUGGAAACUGUUUGAGUUGCCUGCUGGUGCCUCUGGCACUUUGGAGUAUUGUUGUGAAUGUCCUCCUAUACUUUCCAAACGGGAAAGCUCUGCCUGCUGCCAGUUACCAGUUCCCCAACCAUGAGUGGUAUUUUGAAGGCAUCUGUUUCUCAGGUGUGAUGAUCCUUCUUUUGGCAGUAAUUCUGAUAACACUGGAGUGUAGUGUGUUCUAUCAGUGCUGCCAGAGUGAGAGCUGUAACAAAACCUACAGGAGUUUUAUUUCUAUUGUGCUAGCCCUGCUUGGAAUUGCUUUCUCAGGAUACAGUUGCAUCAUUUUUACCCUGCAUUUGAUUCAAGGCCCCUUCUGCAAUUCAUCAAGUGGAUGGAAUUAUAUUUUCAAAGACACUGCUGGGGGGUACCUCACAGAUUACCCUGCCUGGUCUAAGUGCACAGAACCUGCUAACAUAGUGGAGUGGAAUAUUAUUUUACUCUCGAUUUUGAUAGCACUCAGCGGACUGCAAUUGAUCAUCUGUAUUCUCAAAGUAGCCGCUGAGUUGAAACGAACACUCUGUGGGACCUAUUCUGUUUUUGUGCAGGCUGGAAUUCUCUGAAAAUGGCAAGGAAAUUGUUGCUGCUUCUCCCCCAUCCCCAGAAAAAGAGAGAAAUGGCCUCUCCGUAAUCCAUAGCGGUAGAUUUGAGUGCUACAAAGAAAAAUGUUACCCUCGUCUUAAAUCUCUAUCCAUCAAACUUCUGUGUUUUGGAUGAAGUCUAUUUGAACUGUCUGACAUCUACAUUCUUCUUCACCUGUCCUGUUGAGCCUGGCAGGGACACUUAAUUUUUUUACCCUCCAACUUGUUGUGACAGUAGGGAUAUUUUACUAUAAUGGAACUGCUUUUGUAUUGAAAUUACCUUAUUGUUUUUUCUUAAUAGGAUGCUGUAGAACUGCUUUUGUACUCCCUUGUCAUUGCUUAGACCAUAUGACUGUUUGU
Messenger RNA from Melozone crissalis (California towhee), 1115 nucleotides. RefSeq names its product transmembrane 4 L six family member 18 (gene TM4SF18). The record is from RefSeq and is a predicted model, not a curated record. The transcript is spliced from 5 exons. Lineage: Eukaryota; Metazoa; Chordata; Aves; Passeriformes; Passerellidae. The coding region runs from base 132 to 737 and encodes 201 amino acids. Gene Ontology annotation, cellular component: membrane.